CUCUGUCUUCGAUUACAAUACAAAGUAAGUUUCCACGAUAACAAUAAUUCCAAUUGAGAUAGUGUAGCCAUAAAUAAAUAUCACUUAUCACAAUUCUUAUUACUUUAUUAUAACAUAUUUAUUAACAUAAACAUUGUUUUUAGUAAAUAUACAGAUUUAUUAAUAAAUUACAAUAUUUUAAAUAACGUUAGUGGUCAGUAAGUAAUCGUCAAGCCAGAGUACAAUAGCAGUGCGAACAUAUUUGUUGAUGUUAUUUAUUGAAGAUGUUGCCACCAGAUUAUGUGCCUAAAUCAUCCUUAGGCAUUGUCCCUCCUCGUAGCAGAUUUUUAGGUUCACUAAUGACCACUGAUUUAUGGUUAGAAGAAAGGAGAGAGACAGAUGGAGCCGAAGGUUUAUGGAGAAUCCACGAUGGGCUAUACAAUUUUGAAAGUUUUGUUCAAGAACAUCCUGGAGGUUCUGAAUGGCUUGGACUAACCAAAGGUACAGAUAUAUCCGAAGCUUUUGAAAGUCACCACAUAUCUCAACUUCCAGAGCAACUUCUAAGCAAGUACUUCGUAAGAAAAGCAAAAACAAAACGAAACAUUCCAUUUACCUUCGAAGAAAACGGUUUCUACAAAACACUAAAAAAGGAAAUUCGAAAGACCCUAAAGAAUGUCCCAAAAGAUGACUACAACACCUCAGAUAUGUACAGCGACGCACUUUUUGCGGGACUAAUAUUAUUUUCAAUAUUAUCAGUGCGGUAUUGGAGUUAUACUUCAGCCGUGAUAGCUGGAGUAAUUUUGGGGUUACUAACUGGAGCUGGACAUAAUUAUAUCCAUAGAAAAGAUAGUUUUAGGAUGCUGUACUUUCAAUUUUCAAUGUUCCAAGUAAGAGACUGGAGGAUAAGUCAUGUGUUAAGCCAUCAUCUGUAUCCUAAUACCGUCAUUGAUUUAGAAGUAAUUCUACCAGAACCAUUCCUUCAAUAUCACCCAAUUAAAAAGUUAUUUGGUGGGUAUUAUUCUGUGAUAAUAGCACCAGCAGUCUUUUUGUUUUCUUUUCAUGCUGGCUUUUUCAAUAGACUACAGACGUAUAAAACUUUAAAACCCAUAGGUUUUACUGGCUUGAGCUUACCAUUAUUGAUGUAUAUCUUUGGAACAGAAACAAUUCUAAACACAUUUAUUAUGUGGAAUGUUAUCCUUUUGGUUGGUUCUUUUCAAUUUACUUUAAUUGGAUUUAAUGCAGCUCAUCACCAUCCCGAUGUUUUUCACGAUGGAGAUACUCCAAGAUCUCUUGAUGAAUACGACUGGGGCUUGAAUCAACUUGAUGCCGUUAUGGACCGCAAGGAUAUAACAGGAUCCGAUUUUCUCGUUUUAACAUGUUUUGGAGACCAUUCUCUACAUCAUCUUUUUCCUACUUUGGAUCAUUCAAUACUUAAACAUCUUUAUCCAACAAUGAAAGAAGUUAUGAACAAGUUUGAUGUAAAUUUAAGAAUGGUGACCCAAUGGGAUGCGAUAGUAGGCGGUUUUCAGCAAUUGUUGAAAGUCAAACCAAAUCCUUUACCUCCGAAUCUAAAAAGCAAAAAAUAUUUGUUAUUGUGAUUGAUUAUUAAUAGAAUUAAUAAAUUAUUUGAUUAAUUUUUAGUGGAA
Psylliodes chrysocephalus is the source of this 1625-nucleotide messenger RNA. NCBI's taxonomy places the organism in Eukaryota, Metazoa, Arthropoda, Insecta, Coleoptera, Chrysomelidae. The record is from the annotation of a GenBank genome assembly.